GUAACGUCCGCUGACUUCAGCCCAGCGUCUCGAUCACCACUGUCUUGUUUAAAAUUUUAUGUUUCUCCUUCGUUUUAGCAUAAAAGAUGGCGUCUAUCGAAGAUAUGGAUGUGGACAGGGAGCAAGAAAAAGAUCCAAAUAACAAACCCGACAAGAUGUUUACUCUUAAAAAAUGGAAUUUGGUUGCUAUGUGGAGUUGGGAUGUCGAAUGUGAUACUUGUGCUAUUUGUAGGGUCCAAGUCAUGGAUGCUUGUUUACGAUGUCAGGCAGAAAACAAACAAGAUGAUUGUGUUGUUGUGUGGGGUGAAUGUAACCAUUCCUUUCAUAAUUGCUGCAUGUCUUUGUGGGUUAAACAGAACAACAGAUGUCCAUUAUGCCAACAAGAGUGGGUUGUACAAAGAAUUGGAAAAUAGUGAUUGUGCUAUGCAGGACAAUAAAUGAUCAUUUGAUUCUAGGUGUGAAUCAUAUUUAGCAAAUUGGGCUUCACUAUAACCAGAGGUAUACUGAAUCUCCCAUAUAUUAUAAGGGGCUUCAGUAUAAUACUGCUGGGAGCUGUGUGGACCCCACAGGCUUCUACCUUAUAGUGAGGUCUGUGUAUAUUGAAGACUGUAGAAUCCAAGUUAAAUAAUCGGGGGCCCCAGAAAUCUAAAAAUAACAGCACAACUUAGUGUAAAGCGGUGGACACACUGGACGAAUCAUUCACCACAGAAAUUUGCCUAGUGUCUCAAGUAUCAUUCAAACGAAUUUCUAUUGGCCCAAAUCAAACAUGUUUGUUAUAUUCAUCUAGUAUGUCCGGUUCGCCAAAGCAUUCGUCCGUUUUUUUAGAAUUCAGUAGCCAAUCACCACUGAUGUCGAGAAGUCACAUGAUUGUUUGAAGACAUGGUCGCUGCCAUGUUUAGUCAUGUGACGUGAAUGGUGAUGCAAUCAACUGGUGAAACGGGCGGAGAAUUCAUCUAGUGUGUCCCCUCAUUCUGCGCAGUUAAUAUUUUUCAGUAACUUUGCUUUGUGACUUUGUACAUGAUUACCAAUUUGAAUAUCUCUCAAUAUGUAUGGAGUAUGGAUGAAUCAAAAUGAGAUGCCUCAGUCAUAAUUUGAAAGGGUUUUAGGAGCUCUGCUUUCCAAACAAAAUUCCCUUUCUUGGCAUAGUAAAAUUAGCAUAUAUUUUAAAUAAAUGUUGUGCCAAGCUUAGUGUGGCAAAAAAUCCAGCAGAUGUUUUAAUCUCAUUUUGAAAAUCCAGUAGAUGGAGAAUGCAAUCUUGCUAUACAAAAAUGGUAUUUUGUGUAGAAUUUCGCAAGAGUGUACAUACAGUUUUUACUACAUUAGAUUACAAUACAAAAACCUGAUAAUCCUGAAAUGAUUGUUGGAAUUCUGAAAAGAACUGGAUAUUAGAUUUUAACCUAACAAUCCACACUUACAAUUGUCAAUGGAUCUAGCAAAAAACGGAACAGAUUCACAGACGUGUAAGUGAAUUGAUAUAUGUAUAGAUAGAUAGAAUAAGACAUACACAUGAUACAUCGUAUUAUGUUGUUAAUGUCCAGGUAUUUGGGUGUAAAGUCUGGACAGGUUUCUUAGUUUUGUCAAGGUAUGGUAUAAAGAAUGUUGAUGCUAAAACUGUCCAGCUUAUUCCUUUAUCUCACCCAUUGUCAUCCUGGCUAAAAUAUUUUAUGGCAAAAAUGGUCCCUCUUUUGUGCCACUGUGUUAAGUGUGUGAUUAUCUAAAUCAUUAUUGCUAGUGUCAAAUCAUCUCUUCAUUUAAAGAUGGUUUUAGACUGCAGUGUAAACAUUGAACGAAAAGAAAAGACAGAAAGUGUAAUAUUAAUUAAACCUUCUUACUUUUCCAUUAUUUUGUAAUCAUAUUUAAUGACAACCUACAUGUAUGUUGUAUUCAUAUUUAUAAUUCAUUGACAGCUGAUGUGUAUUUGUUUUGUUAUGUUUUUGUCAAAAUAUGUACAUUGUUUUUAAAAUUGUAAAUAAAAGUACGUUGUGAUUCUAUGAAA
Molecule: messenger RNA, 1996 nt
Organism: Patella vulgata (common limpet)
Lineage: Eukaryota; Metazoa; Mollusca; Gastropoda; Patellidae
Product: RING-box protein 2
Exons: 3
Coding region: 87-413 (108 amino acids)
Biological process (GO): protein ubiquitination; ubiquitin-dependent protein catabolic process
Cellular component (GO): nucleus; Cul5-RING ubiquitin ligase complex
Molecular function (GO): ubiquitin protein ligase activity; zinc ion binding; cullin family protein binding
Source: RefSeq, a predicted model, not a curated record